This is a messenger RNA of Cladocopium goreaui, 2307 nucleotides long. NCBI's taxonomy places the organism in Eukaryota, Dinophyceae, Suessiales, Symbiodiniaceae. The record is from the annotation of a GenBank genome assembly.
AUGAAGCGCUCCCAAGCUGCACAGGUCUACCCAGACUCCCUUUGCACUGCCAUUAGCAAGGACUUCGAGAUGGAAGAGGUUGCGCAAGACAUGUUCCAGCCAGAGGUACCAUCACCGACUGCACAGCUGGAUGCUGGCAACAAGACAUUGUAUGCCAAGGCGCCAGUUGAUGAUGCGAAGACCCUUUCGUUCACCUCAGGGGAUGAUGAGGGCAGUGCAGGACAAGAGGAUCAGCAAACUGCCUUUGUGAUUCCUUUUCACCUGUUCAGCGCUGAGAACUGGUCAUCAUUGAGAGAACCGGCAACCAUUGAUGACAGCAGCAAUGGCCAGAGUGGUGAAAUUGCCAAAGGUUCCAUCGGAUACCUCAAGGGUGCAGCGAGGGUUCUUCAACAUGAAGAAGUCCGUGAGAGGUGCAAUCCGGAAGCCUCCGUCAUCUAUCUCUUGGGUGGUUUCACUGCAGAACAUCAACCAGGGUUCAAAGCAGGCUGUCCAUUCUCUGAUGAGUCACUGCAGAGCAAGAAGCUCUUGGUGAACUUCAACCACAAGGGCGCAAGAACCUCGAAGGGCAGUCCAUGGCAACACCGGCUGAAGAAUUCCCUGGAGAGUUGUUCUGUGGUGGACGAGCUGUCAUCCUCAGUUCCAAAUGUGGAACAGUUCUUGCACCGGCUGGAGCUGGGCGAUGAGGUCUUGGAGAGCAAUCUCCUGAGCGUGGUGGAAGCCAAAUCGGAUGAUUGGAUGCCCCGGGAGAACGCAUGUAUCAUGGAGAUUCUGAAUGAGAUUUCCCCUGAGAAGGGUCAAGGUGCUCUGAUCUCCCAAUCUGAGCUUGAGGGGGCCAAAUCCACUUUGGACCAAUCGGCAUUGAACUUGCAAUUACAGGAGGUUGAUUAUGAUGAGAAGUGCCUAGCAGCAUACUUGUCAAAGCUAGACAGCUACAAGCUUCGCCUUCACCAUCAGAAGAAUGAGUGGGUUCAGAAACAGAUGGAGAGGGCCAAGACUUCUGUCCACAAGUGGUUUGAUUCGAAGGUUACUGCCAUUUGCUGGCCAGAGAAGAUUGAUGGUGCCACUGCCAUCAAUGCCAUGCAGCAGCUGGAAGAUACCGUUGGAAAGUGGACACAGUCACUUCAGCUUCGCACCCCAGCGUACCUCUUUGUGGCCAACUUUGUUGCUCCGUCGCUUGUGAAAUCAGAGCUGACACCAUGCAUCUUGAGGAGUAUGGUCUACUUCGUACUCUUGCAGGUGCAGGAUGCUCUGUGGACAGAUGCUCGUGACCAAAGGCCAAUGGCCUAUUCGGGCAAAUUCAUAGGACCUCUGGUGACCAGCUUGGACACCCAGAAGGUGGAAUGGCUUUGGAAGGAUCCAGCAAUCAACCGUCUGAGGCUCCAAGAUGAUCCACCUGCAGAGCAUUUGGAAUCUCCCCCUGAACCGCCUGCCUUGAAACGAUGCACUUAUGGGAAGGUUGAAGGGCAAAUUGUCACUUUGGAGAUCCCAGAAGCUGUUGUGAAGCAAUAUGGAUCGAAGGAGGAGUUCAAAACAUUCCAUGAAGGAUUCCUUCUCAGAAAUCCUCCCACCAAAACCUUCAAGACCAACAAGAAGGGGGCUGGAAACAACCCGAUCCAAUCGGCACCAGUGCAGAAGAAGCGUCUUCGUGAGGAAGAUCUUUCCAGCUGCCUCGUCGAUGUCGAUGAGAAGUUGACGCCUGAGGGUGACAGCAUUUUGGUGGAAGUGCCAAUCAUCAAUGCCCGUGCAGGCAAGAAGUUGGACACCAUGCCAGUGCUGCGGAUUUCAACCCGAGUUGGAGCAUACAUUGUGAACCAGUCUGGUCAUGAGGUGACCCUGCAAAAGAGCUCAGUGCUGUGUGGAUUUGGCAAAGCCAAGUUCAAGGAGGGUGGCAACAAUGAAACCCUUGAUACUGACACCGAAAUUCCGUUUGAAGUCAAUGAUGGUACCUAUGCUGUCUUGGACAACCAGUUUGGGACCAUAGGUGAACAUCUCAGCAAGGCGAAGCAGACCCAGCCAAACAACCACCAGGUUCGCUACCACAAAUCGACACAAGAUCCAGAUGGCAAGUGGCAAAUCGAGAAGGAGCAUGCUGUCAUCUUCUGCAUCCAAGCGGAGGAUGACAAGAACAAGGUGAGUCAAUCCCAGGUGGGUCAGUUUCUCAAACCGCCGCAUGCCUGGAACAGCAAGGCAGUGAAGUUGGGCUGGCAGCUGAAGUGGAGCCUCAAUGGCAUGCAGCCAUCACGGGCUGUGGUUUUCGUGGUCCAAGAUGUGACCAUCCCAGACCAAAAAGCGUUUUUGGUCCAGUAG